AUGGCCGAAUCCAAUGCAUCGGUGUCAAAAGAAAAAGCCAUCCCCUGGUUUCAACCCCCCCAGCCCAGAUAUAUUCUAUCCAAUGCAAAUCUUGUUGAUCCUGUCAAAGGCAUAAUAUUGGCAAAUGCUAGCAUUCACCUUCACGACGGCAUCGUCCAGUCCGUGAAUGGCAACAUCGAAGAAUGGAAAUCGGACCCUGACACAAUAAUAGUCAAUCUUGAAGGCAAAUUCGUCUGCCCAGGAUUGAUAGAUUGCCAUGUUCAUCUGAUCGCAGUGCCAGGAGAGAAUGGCCUGGAGGGUGUCAAGGAUAUGAAUCCAUCAUCCUCUCUUCUGCGUCAGCCUAUAGUAUGCAAGUCCAUGUUAGAGCGCGGCUUCACUACCGUCAGAGAUUGUGGGGGAGCAUUAUUCCCUCUCAAACAAGCAAUUGAACAGGGUGUCCACCCUGGGCCCCGACUUUUUAUUGCAGGCCACGCACUUUCACAGACCGGAGGACAUGGUGAUAUGCGUGGUAUUCUCAACGAUUAUGAGUGCUGUCGUGGGGCUGCCCAAGGUGUUGGCCGCAUCGUUGAUGGCGUGGCAGAUUGCCUUAAGUAUGCUCGUGAAGAGAUUCGUGAAGGAGCGGACUUUCUCAAAAUUAUGGGCGGUGGUGGCGUCGCCAGCCCGACCGACAAGAUUGAGAACAUACAAUUUUCGGACGAGGAGAUCAAAGCUAUUGUGACAGUCGCAUCUAAUGCAGGCACGUAUGUCACAUCGCAUUCAUACACCCCCAAAGCUAUCCAGCAAGCGAUAUCGCUAGGAGUCACGGGUAUCGAACACGGGAAUUUAAUUGACGAGACAACCGCCCGGAUGAUGGCUGAAAAUGGGGUUUUCCUGACCCCAACACUUGUGACGUACGCGGCGAUGGGAAUGUCCAAAGGUUUCCUCCCUACAGCUUCAGUGAAGAAAAAUAAAGAGGUUCUCGAGCACGGGCUUCAUGCUAUCAAGAUUGCAGAGGAUGCGGGGGUUACAAUCUGCUUCGGAACCGACCUAUUGGGUAUUCUGCACUUUGCACAGUCACAAGAAUUUGGACUGCGACGGCAAGUCCAAGCCUCUAAGAGUAUUCUGCGGAGUGCUACGGUGAAUCCUGCCCGGCUCCUGCGACAAGAGAAAUUUCUGGGUCAGGUAGCCACCGGCUUUGCAGCUGAUCUUCUGGUUCUAAAUGCCAAUCCUUUGGAGGAUAUUGCUAUCUUAGACAUGCCCGAGAAGCACGUCUUAGCUACUAUGAAGGAUGGACGAGUCCUUGUCUCUAGGUGGUCAAAGCUGGGCAUAGACACAGAAAAGACCAACAUUAUUGAGUAA
This is a messenger RNA of Penicillium longicatenatum, 1338 nucleotides long. RefSeq names its product metal-dependent hydrolase family protein. Bases 1 to 1338 code for a protein of 445 amino acids. Lineage: Eukaryota; Fungi; Ascomycota; Eurotiomycetes; Eurotiales; Aspergillaceae. The record is from RefSeq and is a predicted model, not a curated record. The transcript has a single exon. Gene Ontology annotation, molecular function: hydrolase activity, acting on carbon-nitrogen (but not peptide) bonds.